AUGUCCGAGGCCCAAUACGCUCCUUUCCGACUCGCUGGCCGGUAUGCCGAGCGAAACAGGUGGGAAAUUUUGAAUGGGCCCGGCGACUCGCGAGUCACGGGCUGUCAAGUAGUCGAUGAUGAGAAUCUGGCUAAUGCAUGGGGUGACAAGGUUGUCCUCAUCACCGGAGUCUCCUCCGGUAUUGGCGUUGAGACUGUGCGAGCAAUAGCAUCGACUGGCGCGACUGUCUUCGGCGCUGUCCGAAAUCUCGACAAAGUUCGGGAAACCCUCGGUUCUUUACUUGAUAGCGGUCGUGUACAUAUUCUCUUCAUAGACCAGACAGACAGACCUGUCAAGUGUUAG
This is a messenger RNA of Monascus purpureus, 342 nucleotides long. The record is from the annotation of a GenBank genome assembly. Lineage: Eukaryota; Fungi; Ascomycota; Eurotiomycetes; Eurotiales; Aspergillaceae.